Molecule: messenger RNA, 2945 nt
Organism: Ambispora gerdemannii
Lineage: Eukaryota; Fungi; Glomeromycota; Glomeromycetes; Archaeosporales; Ambisporaceae
Source: the annotation of a GenBank genome assembly
GAAUCUCGUUAGAUGAUCCUGAUUUUUUUACUUUGGACCGCGAGUGGACACUGUUAAAUUUUCUGUUAUAUCGACAAAAAUGUUCUGAUUUCUGUGCCGACAAACCUGAGGAACACAACCGAUAUACUCGUAGCCUUGCUAUGGAUGGGUCUGAAAUGGCAAUAGCCUUUUUGGAUGGGGUUGCGACCUGCGUUCGACCACCCAACAUCCUUGAUUGCGAUUGGGGAUGGUUAGUUGCGACUCGGGUGGUUCCGUCCUGCCGAAAUAUGCUCAACCACCUAACAUUCCUGAUUGCGAUUGGGAAUGCUUGGGUUGUGACUCAGAAGGAAAAAAAGUCAAAAUCGAUUGAUAACUUCUGGAAGACGGUUACGUUAGCGCAAGAGAAGAAAGUGGCAAAUGAAAUCGAACGUUCAGUUUUGUUGGAUGAACUCGCUACAUCCGCUGUACACUCAACCCUUCAACGUGAUAGACAAGAAAGUUUGGUUCGAGAAAAAGUUACAAGACGAUUAGAGAGUAUAGAUGAUGAUCGCACGUACAAGCGUCACAGGUCACAGUCUCUGAACAUUGAGAAUAAUCAAAAAGAAAAUAACACAGAAGCGAUUAAUAAUGAACAAAAUUUAGGUGAAAAGCGAGUUGAGGAAGAACAUACGAGAAGGUAUAGUCUAAGAGAACGAGAAGAAAUUGAUUAUGCUGAAAUUUCCGAUUCAGAUAUUUCAGAUCCAUAUCAUUAUCAAGCAUACGAACGUGAACGGAUGUUCCGUCCCACAAACUGGACAACCCGGAAUGCAAAUCCUCCAGUUAUGUCACCAUACAGGCCAAUUAUAACGAAAGCAACAUAUGAUCAGAUUUCAACGCAUAUAAUUUGCGCCUUCAACACAACAAUACAUCUUGUUAAGGAAACAACAGAAAGUACUUUAUAUGAAAAAAUCGAAAAACUUCUCAAGAUGAGAAACAAAUUAAUUUUAAAGAGGCCAAUAACCGAAAAACUUUACACAAUUUUCCUGGCAGAUUAUUCAGAAAUUAUUUCAAAAAUAAUGACAGAGACAGAAGCUGAAGAUAGUGAAACGAGCGAAGAAUCGAGGUUUCUUUUUUUCAUAAGGCACACCUUACUAGACUUUGUUGCAAUGUUCAAGUAUCUGUCACCCAAGGUUCUGGUUCGGGAUAUGUCCGAAAGAUCAUAUAUUGUUGAAUGUCUUUCACCCAUACUCCGAGCCUUCAGGAAUGCAUUCCCCGACGUGAAGUACGAGUGGAUCGAAAAGGAUGUUAAAACAUUAAAGGACGCGAGCAAUAUGUUUGCGAUUAACGUGAGGGCCCGUAAAACCGAUCUGCUGGUUCUGAGAUUAUCGGAUGCCACGGAAAUUUUACAUGUUGAGGUGUCCGGGCCACCUUACAAACCUGAAAAGAAACAUACAGUCGGAGAUGCCAAAAAAUUACUCAUGAUGGCCAUUUGCAACUUGUGUAGGAUACUGGCGAACAAUUUCGAUUGCCCAAUUGAUGAUGCAAAGAAAGUCAAAUCUUAUAGCAUUCAAGCAAUUGGGGACCGAUUAACUUUAUUUUCUAACAAGAAAAGAUUCAGAACUUUUAUUCCUUCAGUUGAAGAUGAUACAGGUGAUUUACGAGAAUGGAUAAAUUUACCUGAUGAAGAUUUAACACCCGUAACAGAAGAUGAUAUGGAUGAACUCCUUUUAUAUGAUACUACAAAGUUAAGUCAAACAGAAAAUGCCGAGCUCAAGAAUGAAAUUGCAAAAUUAAAACGAGCUGUUAAGAAUAUUGAAAAGAAAAAUCGAACAGUUACUAAUGAUUUAGCCCCACAAGGCCUGCUUUCGCAGAAAUCUCCGGAAUAUUCUACUCCAUUACCUAACAAGAGUUGUGAAAAUGCGCAGAUUAAAGAUUCUUCAACUCACCAUGAAGCGAAUCAAUCCAUGACUAGCACUGACUUAGUAACUUCAGAACAGGUAGUUAGCACAAUUUCCAAUACAUCUAACCUUAAUGAAACUUGCUCCGGAAAAUCCAAAUCAUUAGAAGAUAAAGAAAUUGAUGUCUUUUUAGAUUCAGAAAAUAGGAAAAGGGUUAGUAAUGAGAUAAAGCAAAGGAAUAUGGAAAAAAAGCUAUUACAUAGUAAUGAAGCUUCCGCUUCUCAGGAUCAGGAUCUAUCUUUAGUUAAUCAGGAUGCUUCAAUGGGAUCUGAAAAGACAAUAACAUCCCCAUCCUUAUCAUUAUGUGAUACAAAAACUGUGACAAAAUGUCACGAUCUUAACAAUUCUGAUACUACCUCCGAAAUACUUGAAUCAGACAAUCAAAUCAUAGAAGGUUUAAUACAAGAGAUGACCUAUGAUCAAGAUAUGGCUUCAAGUUCUGUGCAAAGUUUAUCUGACUUAUUUGAUAAAGCAAUUAAAUCAGGUCAAAAACAAAUUUUAAAUUGGUAUUAUUAUUCUCUAGAAUUCGAAAAUAAGGUUAAAAGUCUUACAACAGAUGGCCAGAUUAAAGAUAAAACAGCAAGAUCAAAAAUAUAUAAGAAAAUGAAACCUUUUCUACCUAAUAUUACAGAUGCAAAUUUGUGUAAGAAAACCGAAAGAGCGAGAAAAAUUCUUAAGCUAUUUGGUGAUAGAGGCGUAGACAUAGAUAAAAUCGAAUACAUUACAUAUAGUGCAAGUACAAUUUCGGAAUUGAAAAAUACUCAAAUUCAGCAUAUCAUAAAUGAGGUGACUUCAAAAACCGUGACAAAAUGUCAUGAUCAGAUUAAUGUAGAGGUAAGCAUGUUGCCUGAAAAGGUUUCACUAGAAACAUCUUCACUUCAGAAACAAAAACAUGUUAUCAAAAUGAUACUGGAGCAGUUUCAAAGUUUGUCUUUAAAAUAUAGGAGAGAUACAUUCACUUCAGAAUCGCUAAAUUCAGUCUCAGAAUCGCUAGAUUCAGACUCCGUUUCAGAGUAUUCUGAAUUGUAA